GAGAGAGAGAGAGAGAGAGAGAGAGAGGCGGCAGAGCAGAAUCAAAAAGCAAAGACACUGGACGCAGACAAUGGCGCGACCGACAGCCGAAUCUUAACAUUUCCAGAACCUGCUGCUGUCCACUGAGAACAAGCUGCCCGUUGUACGCUGUGCUGCAGAAGUGGAGCUAUGCCGUUACUGCCCAGGCUUGGAGACGCUUGAUUAACCAUGAUGAAGACCGAAUCCCCGUCCGCAACAAGCACCGCAUCUAAUUCCACUUUGAGGAGCCCAUCUCCGCACAGAAACGCGUACGAGGCUGGGAUACAGGCGCUCAAGCAGAGUAAAGAUGGCCUUAGCAACGCCGCGAACGGGGACGAAGCCCAGGGGUGCAAGCCCAAAAUCUCAUCCCGUGGCAGGAGGUACGGCUCCAAUGUCCACCGGAUCAAAAAUAUGUUCCUGCAGAUGAGUACCACCGGGCCGGGUGAAGGGGAGGACGCGUCGAAUGAGAACGAUCGGUCGGUGCGGCUUUCCCUGCCUAGAGCCAGCAGCUUAAAUGAAAAUGUGGACCACAGCGCUUUGCUGAAGCUCGGGGCAACCGUUUCAGAGCGCGUCAGCCGUUUUGACCCCCAUAAGACGGCAUCGCAACAGCGUCAGCCGUCGGGGUUCUCCCGGCUCCAGGAAACGAGGAAGUAUUUCGAGCAGCGGACCUUGCAAGAAAAACAAGCGGCCACCAACCGUAUUUUAUUAAAAAAGGAGCGGGCGGCGAGCUUUCAAGACGGGAAGCUGGACGUGGUUGUGCGUUUCAACGGCAGCACGGAGUCGCUGGACAGUUUAGACGCAGGGGGCACCGGGGAGGCCGUCUCCCCGACUGUAAGUCAACUGAGCGCCGUGUUUGAGAAGGCUGACCUCCGCAACAGCCUGCAUCGGCCUUCCACCUCCCCCCUGCCCAGGGGAGCCAGCCCGCCACCAGGAAAGGUGGCCAUGCUCAACUCCAAAAUCAUAACCAAGAAGUCGCGAGUCUUUCCCCCCUCUGGCAGUGAGGAGGGCAGCCCUGCUGCAAGGAGCGGGCGACAACGGAAGGAUUGUGACGGGACCUCCAGUAGCAGGGGCAAGCUGGCUGCCGACAAGAAGGAAACCCCCCAGAGCACAGGGACUGGAAGCAGAGUGGGAACCAGAUCAGAAGAGCAGGUCAAGAACGAAACCCCCCAGAGCACAGGGACUGGAAGCAGAGUGGGAACCAGAUCAGAAGAGCAGGUCAAGAACGAAACCCCCCAGAGCACAGGGACUGGAAGCAGAGUGGGAACCAGAUCAGAAGAGCAGCUCAAGAUUAAACCAGUGGAGGCUGAGGAGAGCAGGGAGAAAGAACCUGGGGAGCAGGGAUCUGGCGCAGAACCCGCGGGAGAAGCAGAGACUGGAGGGGAAGCCAGUGUUGGGCCUAAAUACGCCCCAGAAGGUGGCAGCAGGCAAGUACAGGCUGAAGUGCAUGCCUCUUUGGAGAAUGUAGGAGAAUCCCUACCUGCAGAAUCCAACUCUUCAGAGCCCAACUCUGCAGCCCCAGAGACCCUGGGGGGAAAGGGGGAGGAGGAGGAGGAGGAGGGCCUAGGGGACUCCCCGCAGGGAGGGGAGGGGGAUUUCAAUGGGAGGGGGGAGGAAUCCCGCAGGGAGGAUUACUCCGAGGGGGACCUGGUGGAUAUCAGCGCCUACAGUGGGAUCGGGGAAGACUCGGGGGGCAGUCAGCUGGACGAGGAUGAGGAGGAAGAGGAGCCCUACGAGCCAGAGUCGAGCUGCUCUGAGAUACCAGGCCUCCCGCCGGAGGAAGACGAGCCCCCUCCCAGCCGCAAGAUCCGCUUCAGUACGGGGCCAAUCAAGGUGUUCACCACUUACUGCAAUGAGGACUACGACCGGCGAAACGAUGAUGUGGAUCCCAUGGCUGCCUCAGCUGAGUACGAGCUGGAGAAGAGGGUGGAGAGGCUUGACUUAUUCUCCGUGGAGCUGGAGAAAGAAGGAGAUGGUCUGGGGAUCAGUAUUAUUGGGAUGGGGGCCGGUGCUGACAUGGGCCUGGAGAAACUGGGCAUCUUCGUGAAGACAGUGACUGAGGGAGGGGCUGCUUACCGGGACGGCAGGAUCCAAGUUAACGAUCUCAUCGUAGAGGUGGAUGGAACCAGCCUGGUUGGAGUCACUCAGAGCUUCGCCGCGUCUGUCUUGAGGAACACCAAGGGCCAAGUCAGGUUCCUGAUUGGCCGGGAGAAACCGGGGGAGCAGAGUGAAGUGGCCCAGUUGAUUCAGCAGACCCUGGAGCAGGAGCGCUGGCAGAGGGAGAUGAUGGAGCAACGCUACGCCCAGUACAUGGAGGACGAGGACGAGACCGGGGAAUACGCAACAGAUGAGGAGGAUGAGAUGAGUCCCAUGUUCCCCAAUGUGGAGAUGGCCAUUGAGGUGUUUGAUCUGGCUGAGAGUGAGGACAUGCUCUCCCCCAUAGAGCUGGACCCAGAGAAACUGGCCCACAAGUUCAAAGAGCUCCAGAUUAAACAUGCUGUCACUGAGGCUGAAAUACAACAACUUAAAAGAAAGCUGGCGUUGACGGAACAGGAGAAGGUGCGCUGGCGGAUGGAGAAGGCCCAGCUGGAGCAGAGCGUGGCUGAUAAUAAGGAGCGCAUGGAGAAGCUGGAGGGUUACUGGAUGGAGGCCCAGACGCUGUGCCAGGCUGUGGACGAGCAUCUCAAAGAGACCCAGGCCCAAUACCAGACCCUGGAGCGCAAAUACAGCAAGGCCAAGCGCCUCAUCAAAGAGUACCAGCAGAAGGAAAUCGAGUUCCUGAAGAAGGAGACUGCCCAGAGGAGAGCACUGGAGGAAUCGGAAGCCGCACACAAAGAAGAAAGCGACACGCUGCAGGAAAAGAUCACAGACCUAGAAGCCAAACUGGAAUCAAUGAAGAGCUCCAAGACAUCACGUCUCUCUAAAACCAAACAACAGCAAAAUAGGACACACUGUUUUGCGCACCACUAUGGGACACUGAGAUGUUGUUUCUUUUCGGUGGCACCCUUGUAUCUUAGUCUCAGCUUUAUUAUGUCUUCCAAAAAGGCAGAAGAACCUGAGAAUGUCUCUGAUUUAAACGAGGCCAUUCCGGAGACCAAGCUCCUGGACAGCAGCCUGCAGAAAGCUCGCGCCCAGCUCUCUGUCAAAGCCAAGAGACAGCGGCCGUCCCGCUCCAGACUGCGGGAUAGUGUGAGCUCCACUGAGGGAGACGAGAGCCUGGACAGGAAGUCGUCGGAUAGCUACGGCAGCCCCCUGCACAGCAUACGCUCCCCAUUUCACACUGUCCUGCGGGGGUCCCCAGACUCCCUCCUCUCCCCCUCCUCCUCCCCUCUCCUGAGGGGCGCCGCCUUCUCCUUCGAUAUACCUGUGGUACGACGGACCCUGGAGGAGGGAGAGACUCCCCCCUCGGCCUCCCGCGGUCGUUACCGGACGCUCACCAACACCACGUCCCAGGAGGCCCUGGUCUCCCCGCCCAUCCGCGCCCCCUCCAAGUCCUGCCCCAGCUCAGACAGCUCGCCCAUCUACCUGCGCAGGGAGCAACGCACCGAGACCGAAGAUGACAGCAGGGACACAAGCCCAGCAGGCCCUGAGAGCUCCACAGUGGUACUGGACAAGAAGACCAGACGGAGAUUCCUGGAUCUUGGGGUCACUCUGUGCAGGUCCUAUGGGAAGGGUAGGAAGGAAAAGACAUCCAACAGGCUCUCUGUGGGAAACCGGGAGCCCUCGGAAAGUCCACCCAGGUCGUCAGGGUCACUGUUUGUGCCUUUCUCCUGGUUCACGGACAGUGCAAAGGGCUCUGCAUCAUCCACCAGCACCCCCUCGUGCUCUCCAAAGAACUUCUCUGAGGGCUGCAGCCCCCGCGAGUCCAACUACCAGGAAUCUACACUAAGCGAUGACUUCUGUCCCAGGAGCCCCCGAGUUUCUAGGGGCUCGGCGGCCGAGUCAAAAUCCUUGCACCCCUACCAGACCCUAUCCCAGUCCUCCGACGAGCUCCUGGUUGAGCCAGUUUGCUUGGUGUCAACAUGGACUCCCCAGCAGGUGUGUCAGUGGCUGAAAGGGUUAAACAUGGAGCAGUAUGUCCCAGAAUUCACUGCCAGGGACAUCGAUGGGAAACAGCUACUGCAGCUGGAUGGGGGCAGACUGAAGGGCCUGGGGGUGUCCAACUCUACAGACCGCUCCCUCCUGAAGAAGAGGCUCAAGGACAUGCAGGGAGCGGUGGAGAAGGAGCGCAAAGCUCUGGACAAGCUGGAGCGACAGAAAGCGAAGCAGCGCUGGAGAGACCCAGGGCAGAGGGGGAGCUAGGCAGAGCCAUCCGCUCCAGGACCCAGGGCAUGGCAAUCAGGAACCAGGCAGCCAGGCAGCAGGGACUCCUCCUGGUGAAACCGGGCACGUCCGAGCAAGAGCCAGCAUGGUAGGGGGCUCUGAAGGGUCUGGGGGACCCAGUGAGACUUUUCUAGUGUAGGAGAGCAUGUCUGUGGCAGUGGUGCAUCACUGCGGUUGACAUACAAACCAAGCAAUGCAUGGCGGGAGGGAGGGGGGGGGGGUAGUUUAAUAUGCAUUGUGUUUAAAUUCAUUAAGAAAAAUAGUUUUUUUAACCAUGAUUAUAAAUCAGGAAGGUCGGCCAAUUAAUUCCAGACUGUGGUCAAUCAAAUCUGUUUUUGUUUUUUUGCUCCAGGUUAGCUUGUUCUGUGUGGUUUUUUUUUGUUGUUGUUUUUUUUCCUA
Polyodon spathula (Mississippi paddlefish) is the source of this 4737-nucleotide messenger RNA. RefSeq names its product neurabin-2-like. Gene Ontology annotation, biological process: actin filament organization; calcium-mediated signaling; neuron projection development. Gene Ontology annotation, molecular function: actin filament binding. The transcript is spliced from 21 exons. The coding region runs from base 208 to 4317 and encodes 1369 amino acids. Gene Ontology annotation, cellular component: cytoplasm; postsynaptic density; dendrite. The record is from RefSeq and is a predicted model, not a curated record. Lineage: Eukaryota; Metazoa; Chordata; Actinopteri; Acipenseriformes; Polyodontidae.